ACAGUGAUUGAAUGGCCAAAACAGAGAAGUGGAAUUAACCCUUACUGAAAGCAUUUUUUGCUUCUUGGUACUUGACUCAUUUGUGGUGAAACAAUUUGAAGUUUGACAGGCCACAGUAAACACGGGUGUACAGGAACCAGUUACCAUGGAAGCCAGGGAACUUGGAAGUCCCACACCCACCUACCAUCUUCUCCCCAAGGCCAACCAACACACUGUAAAAGAAGAUGCCAGCUCACCAUCUCAGGGGUCUCCAGAAACUAUGCAGCUGAAGAAGGAGAUCUCUUUGCUGAACGGGGUCAGCCUGGUGGUGGGCAACAUGAUUGGCUCAGGGAUCUUCGUCUCACCCAAGGGUGUUUUAAAAUAUACUGCCUCCUAUGGGUUGUCACUAAUUGUGUGGGCCAUUGGUGGGCUCUUCUCUGUUGUGGGUGCCCUUUGUUAUGCAGAACUGGGAACUACUAUUACCAAGUCAGGGGCCAGCUAUGCUUACAUUCUAGAGGCCUUUGGGGGCUUCAUUGCCUUUAUCCGUCUGUGGGUCUCACUUCUAAUUGUUGAGCCCACCAGUCAGGCCAUCAUCGCCAUCACCUUCGCCAACUACAUCAUCAAGCCCUCCUUCCCCACUUGUGAUCCUCCAUAUGUGGCCUGCCGUCUCCUUGCUGCUGCCUGCAUAUGUCUGCUCACAUUUGUGAACUGUGCCUAUGUCAAGUGGGGCACACGAGUACAAGACACAUUCACGUAUGCCAAGGUCGUGGCACUCAUUGCCAUCAUUGUCAUGGGAUUUGUUAAACUGUGCCAGGGACACACUGAGCACUUUCAGGAUGCCUUUGAGGGUUCCUCGUGGGAUAUGGGAAACCUCUCUCUUGCCCUCUACUCUGCCCUCUUCUCUUACUCAGGUUGGGACACCCUUAAUUUUGUAACAGAAGAAAUCAAAAACCCAGAAAGAAAUUUGCCAUUGGCCAUUGGGAUUUCAAUGCCAAUUGUGACACUCAUCUACAUCCUGACAAAUGUGGCCUAUUACACAGUGUUGAACAUUCAAGAUGUCCAGGAGAGUGAUGCAGUGGCUGUGACAUUUGCUGACCAGACAUUUGGCAUGUUCAGUUGGACCAUCCCCAUUGCUGUUGCCCUGUCAUGCUUUGGGGGCCUAAAUGCAUCCAUCUUUGCUUCAUCAAGGUUGUUUUUCGUGGGCUCUCGUGAGGGCCACCUCCCGAACCUUCUGUCCAUGAUCCAUAUUGAGCGUUUUACACCUGUGCCUGCUUUAUUAUUCAAUUGCACCAUGGCACUUAUCUACCUGGUCGUGAAAGAUGUUUUCCUGCUCAUCAACUACUUCAGCUUCAGCUACUGGUUUUUUGUGGGCUUAUCUGUUGUUGGACAGCUCUACCUUCGUUGGAAAGAGCCUGACUGGCCUAGACCUCUCAAGCUGAGCCUCUUUUUUCCCAUUGUGUACUGCAUAUGCUCCUUGUUUUUGGUGGCCGUACCCCUCUUCAGUGACACCAUCAAUUCCCUCAUUGGCAUUGGGAUUGCCCUCUCUGGGGUCCCUGUCUACUUCAUGGGUGUUUACCUGCCAGAGUCCCGGAGGCCACUCUUUAUUAGGAAUGUUCUGGCUACGGUCACCAGAUUAACCCAGAAGCUUUGUUUUUGCGUCUUGACUGAGCUAGAUGUAGAUGAAGAGAAAAAUGUUGAGAGGAAAGAAAACUGACUAGAAGCCAGAGAUGACAUUCCCUGAAGCCCGGAGGCUGUGACCACAGCCAUCAAAGACCAGUUACCUAACCCUUCUCAAUGAAAGGAGCCUCUUGGCCCACAUUCUGUAAGGGG
Molecule: messenger RNA, 1809 nt
Organism: Phodopus roborovskii (desert hamster)
Lineage: Eukaryota; Metazoa; Chordata; Mammalia; Rodentia; Cricetidae
Gene: Slc7a6
Product: solute carrier family 7 member 6
Exons: 10
Coding region: 146-1693 (515 amino acids)
Biological process (GO): amino acid transmembrane transport
Cellular component (GO): membrane
Molecular function (GO): L-amino acid transmembrane transporter activity
Source: RefSeq, a predicted model, not a curated record